AUGCACCUACGAACGCACAAGAAAGCUCAGAACACUCCUAGUGCACCACUGCAAGGCUCUGAAGUCGGCUACAAUGACCAGACCAGUCCUGAUGAUGAUGUCAUCAGCACAGAAAGUCAAAACAUUCCACUGAUGCGGGUCGUGAUGUCGAAGAAGCAAACGAAACGGAAAAGCAACAAGGUCUUGAAAGAGGGUUGGGUUGUGCACUAUACAAACCAGAUGAACAUGAGGAAAAAGCACUAUUGGCGUUUGGAUACAAAAAGUCUCAUUAUGUAUCAGGAUGAGACUUCAACUCGUUACUUCAAGGUAAGGUAUCGCUGA
Molecule: messenger RNA, 321 nt
Organism: Cooperia oncophora
Lineage: Eukaryota; Metazoa; Nematoda; Chromadorea; Rhabditida; Trichostrongylidae
Source: the annotation of a GenBank genome assembly